ACGGCAGCUACAUCCAUCCGAUUCGGAGGAUAUUGUUGAAGAACGUGUUAUAAACGAGGAGUACAAAAUAUGGAAACGCAACACGCCGUUUCUCUACGAUAUGCUCAUGUCACACUGUUUGGAAUGGCCCAGUUUGACAGCUCAGUGGCUUCCAGGAGUUGAAAGGACUGACGGAGAUGUAUCGAUUCAUCGAUUAAUCCUGGGCACACACACGUCAGAUGAACAGAAUCAUUUGUUAAUAGUAACUGUCCAUCUUCCUAACGAUCAAGCCGAAUUCGAUGCCAGUGCCUACGACAGCGAACGAGGCGAUUACGGGGGUUUCUAUUUCCCUUCUGGGAAACUGGAAAUCUCAAUGAAAAUUAAUCACGAGGGUGAAGUUAACCGGGCCCGGUACAUGCCUCAGAAUCCCGAUAUUAUCGCUACAAAAACUCCGAGUGGUGAUGUGCUCAUUUUUGAAUAUCCUCGACACCCAGCCAAAUCUUCUCCUGAUCGUGGAUGCCAACCAGAUUUGAGGUUAAAGGUGGGUUUUCAUCGAAACGUUUAA
This is a messenger RNA of Echinostoma caproni, 544 nucleotides long. NCBI's taxonomy places the organism in Eukaryota, Metazoa, Platyhelminthes, Trematoda, Plagiorchiida, Echinostomatidae. The record is from the annotation of a GenBank genome assembly.